Molecule: messenger RNA, 2937 nt
Organism: Aspergillus nomiae NRRL 13137
Lineage: Eukaryota; Fungi; Ascomycota; Eurotiomycetes; Eurotiales; Aspergillaceae
Product: M48 family metallopeptidase
Exons: 12
Coding region: 19-2937 (972 amino acids)
Biological process (GO): proteolysis; protein folding
Cellular component (GO): chaperonin-containing T-complex
Molecular function (GO): ATP hydrolysis activity; ATP binding; ATP-dependent protein folding chaperone
Source: RefSeq, a predicted model, not a curated record
AAUGCAAAACGGCCUAAGAUGUUACGCCUACCAAUGAGAAAUACUUUUCUACAAAGCUUUCCCCGGUUAUCCACCGCGUCAUCUUCCUCGCUCUUCCGUCGCAUUCCACCUUCUACCUCCAAGUCCACGCCGCUCCCUCUUCCUCGAUCCAUCUCGACAUGCCUCUUACCCCGUAGCCGUCCCGGUUGCUCAACGUCCUUCUCUCAGACCUUCCAACGCUCAUCCAGUUCGUUCCGCGGCCGACCAUUCUCUACCUCCACAAAGCGAGGGUACCAGUAUGGAGGAAACCAGUAUCGGCGAUUCAAUGACCCGAGGCGCGAGCCGCUCUUCAUUCGCUUGAUCAAGGAUGCCAAACCACACCACUUUGUCAUAAUAGGGCUGGGGAUUAGUGGGUUCUACAUAUAUAACACCGACACGGUAGAGAUGACUGGUCGUCGACGGUUCAACUGCGUCUCCGCGCAACGGGAACUCGAGAUGGGUAGACAGAGCUAUCAGGAAGUCUUGAACGAAAACCGUGGAAGCAUUCUGCCCGAGUAUCACCCGCUCACCAUACAGGUGGAUCGUGUUCUUCAGCGCUUGAUCCCGCAGGCGCCGAUUGAAGGCGCAGACUGGAAGGUCCAUGUCAUAAAGGACGACAGCAUGCUGAACGCCUUUGUUCUUCCUGGUGGAAAAGUGUUUGUCUAUACCGGUAUCUUACCUAUAUGCAAAGAUGAGGACGGCUUAGCAGCCGUGCUAGGGCAUGAAAUUGCCCAUGUGGUGGCCCAUCACCCCGCGGAGCGCAUGAGCAAUAGCUUUAUUACCAUGGGAGCUGCCUUCCUGGUCUCACUGCUGUUUGACAUCUCUGGCCAACUUCCUUCAUUGUUUAUGAACCUUGCCUAUAGCCUGCCAAACUCACGAACCCAGGAGGCUGAAGCGGAUGAGAUCGGGUUAAUGAUGAUGUCGAAAGCGUGUUUCAACCACGAGGCCGCAGUCGAAUUAUGGGCACGCAUGCAGGAAGCUGAGAAGGGAGCACCACCACAAUUUCUGUCAACGCAUCCCUCGAGUUAUAACCGUAUGGAGGCGAUCCGUGAAUGGUCCAUCAAAGCGGAAGCAGCGUAUGAAGAUAGUGGGUGCCAUGCCAUUGGAGGCUUCAGUAAGAUCCUAUCCUCUUCAUUGUGGAUGUGGAUGCCUCAGUCCCAGGUGCAUAACUUGAGAGGAAGUCUUUUGUCAUUAUGUCGUUGUCUAUGCCUGGUCCCUCCCAGGCCGGGCUUUUCAAGCCUGGCUAUCAGAGCUAAUUCUGGAAUCUGCAGCCACGAUGCCGAAGAUGGCGCCGUUAUCCGUAACAUCGAAGCCUGCCAGGCUAUCUCGCAGACCGUCCAAACGUCGCUUGGUCCUUAUGGCCGCAACAAGAUCGUCAUCAACCACCUGCAGAAGAUGGUUCUUACUUCCGAUGCCGCUACCAUUCUGCGGGAGCUGGAUGUCGUACAUCCUGCCGCCAAGCUACUUGUCAUGGCCAGUCAGCAGCAGGACGUGGAGAUGGGUGACGGUACCAACCUGGUCAUCAUCCUGGCCGGAGAACUGUUGAAGAAGGCUGAGGAAUUGCUCCGUUUGGGAUUGAAGACGAGCGACAUCGUCCAGGGUUAUGAGAAGGCACAGAAUUUUGCCCUCAAGGUGCUAGAAGACCUCGAAGUCGAUCGCCUGAAGGAACUGCGCUCUCAGGAAGAGCUCAGCAAGGCUCUUCGUACAGUCGUCGCUAGCAAGCAGUCCGGAACGGAGGAUACCUUGGCCGCGUUGGUUGCAGAAGCCGUGCUCGCCGUCCUGCCUAAGAACCCCGUUAACUUCAACGUCGACAACGUUCGUGUGGUGAAGAUCAUGGGUGGUAGCUUGGAACAGUCUCGUGUGGUGAAGGGAAUGGUCCUUGGCAGGGAACCCGAUGGCACCAUCAAGAAGGCUUCCAAGGCCAAGGUCGGCGUGUUCAGCUGCCCCAUCGACAUCUCUCAAACCGAAACCAAGGGCACUGUGCUGUUGAAGAGCGCGGAUGAGAUGCUCAACUUCACCAAGGGUGAGGAGGAACGCCUCGAGACCGCCAUCAAGGAACUCUAUGACUCCGGUGUUCGUGUCGUUGUGGCCGGUUCCUCCGUUGGUGACCUGGCCAUGCACUACCUCAACCGCUUCAACAUCCUCGUGAUCAAGAUCCUCUCCAAGUUCGAACUCCGCAGACUUUGCCGUGUCGUCGGCGCUACCCCUCUUGCCCGUCUGGGAGCCCCUAUGCCCGACGAAAUGGGUAGCAUUGAUGUCGUUGAGACCACCGAAAUCGGCGGUGACCGUGUGACCGUCUUCCGUCAAGAGGAGGCCAACGCCGUGACCCGCACAGCUACCAUCGUUUUGCGUGGAGCGACACAAAACCACUUGGACGAUGUCGAGCGCGCCAUCGACGAUGGUGUGAACGCGGUCAAGGCCAUCACCAAGGACCCCCGUCUGGUUCCCGGCGCAGGCGCUACUGAAAUCCAGCUCGUGGAGAAGAUUUCUGCAUUCGCCGAUCGGACCCCAGGAUUGCCUCAGCAUGCCAUUCGUAAGUACGCCGAGGCUUUCGAGGUCAUCCCCCGCACCCUUGCGGAGUCUGCUGGUCUCGAUGCCACCGAGGUUCUUUCUCGCCUGUACACAGCCCACCACCGCACCAGCACUGGUGCCGAAGCUUCGUCAGAAGAGGAGUCGGGUAGCUCUGAGGAAGAGGAGCCAUACUGGACCACCGGUGUUGAUCUGGAAUCGUCGACCUCGGCCGGUACUCUGGACACCGUUGAGGAGGGUAUUCUCGACCUGUUGGCUUCCAAGAGCUGGGCUAUUCGCCUGGCCAGUGAGUCCGCGCGGACAGUCCUCAGUGUCGACCAGAUCAUCGUUGCCCGUCAAGCCGGUGGUCCCAAGCCGCCAGGCCCCAACGCCAACUGGGAUGAGGAUUAA